AUUACUUAUUCAGCUUUCAGAUGAUACUGUUUUACACCGUACUCGCGGUCAUACUGACCUGUGGUCAGAUGGCCCACGUGCCUAUGACCAGCGGUCACGACUGGGGAAAUAACAUCAAAGGUCACUUUGUCUUCCAUGCCGAUGAGCUGAUUGACGGUUGGGAACUCAUCAUCAAGUUUUCUUCGCCUAUGGUCAGAAUUCAGGAGAUGGAUGACAAGAUCGGCAAAGUCGUUAAGAAAUCUGACGACGGCUUGUUGUGGAUUAUAAGCAACAGACCCGAAUACGGAAUUGCACUUCCCGGAACGACGCUUGACAUUGUCUUUCAGGGACAAUUCUCAGGCAAUACAGCACCUACAGCAGUGGCCGAACUUAUCAACUUCGCGAAAGAUGGACAAACGGUUCCGACAGUUAUACCAUCCUCGGGAACAAAGUACGAUUACGAUGAGAUCUUGGAGAAGUCUAUUCUGUUUUACGAGGCUCAAAGGUCCGGCAAACUACCUCCUACAAACCGUAUACCAUGGAGAGGGGACUCAGCUUUGACCGAUCACGGACAAAACGGAGAGGAUCUUACGGGUGGCUGGUAUGACGCUGGCGACCAUAUUAAGUUCGGUCUGCCAAUGUCGGCGACCGUGACCCUGCUGGCAUGGAGUAUGUUGAGAUUUGGCGACGCUUACGAGCAUGCAGGACAAAAGGACUAUGCAUACGAUUGCAUUAGGUGGCCCCUUGAAUGGAUGUUGAAAUGCCACACGGCACCGGAAGAACUUUACGUCCAAGUUGGAGAUGGUGGCCCCGAUCAUGCAUAUUGGGGAAGACCAGAAGAUAUGACCAUGGCAAGACCAGCAUAUAAAGUGGACUCAAGUAAACCCGGAAGUGACGUAGCCGCUGAAUAUUCUGCUGCCAUGGCUGCUAGUUAUCUGGUUUUCAAGGACAAAGACCCAGAGUUCGCUGCGAAACUCCUAAGCCAUUCCAAACAGUUGAACGACUUCGCGACCAAGUACCUUGGGCGUUAUAGCGACAGUGUGAACGCGGCUGCAGGCUUCUACAGGUCUGACGCAUACGAGGACGAACUGUCUUGGGCCGGGGCAUGGUUAUACAAAGUCACCAACGAAACGAAGUACCUGACUCAGGCGGAACAGUACUACGUUACUGGCGGUGCAUGGGGGCAGUCAUGGGACGAGAAAAUCGCUAGCUCUUCGAUUCUUCUGUACGAACUAACAAGAAAGGAUGCUUACUUAAACGAUAUUGAAAGCACAUUCACGGAUUGGAUGCCUGGAGGGACUGUCCCGUAUACUCCAAAGGGACUAGCAUUUAGACUCCAGUGGGGAGCUCUCAGAUAUGCUUCGAACAUGGCAUUCAUGGCUCUGUUAGCUGCUGAGGAUGGUAUUCACAGUGAUGCUUACCGCGCAUGGGCAAUGUCUCAAAUUCAUUACGCUCUUGGGGACACCGGAAGGAGCUUUGUCGUUGGCUAUGGAGUCAACCCACCAACUCACCCUCAUCACAGAGCUGCCUCCUGUCCCUCGAUGCCAGCUCCAUGUUCCCACGCGGAUCUAAAGAAUUCUGGACCAAGCCCUCAUACUCUAUAUGGCGCCCUCGUUGGGGGUCCUGGCGGUUCUGAUGACUACAAGGAUGAUCGUGAGAACUAUGUCAACAACGAAGUGGCCUGCGACUACAAUUCCGGCUUCCAGGGAGCUAUUUCAGCAUUGGAGUCAUUAAGUCUGAGAGGCCUACUUCCGGCAACGCCAUAAAGACAACGUCUAGAUUCUAUGUGUGUUAUUUUUUUAAUCAUUAAAAACUGAGAAAUACA
Messenger RNA from Pecten maximus, 1804 nucleotides. RefSeq names its product endoglucanase G-like. Gene Ontology annotation, molecular function: hydrolase activity, hydrolyzing O-glycosyl compounds. The transcript is spliced from 10 exons. Gene Ontology annotation, biological process: carbohydrate metabolic process. The record is from RefSeq and is a predicted model, not a curated record. Bases 21 to 1745 code for a protein of 574 amino acids. NCBI's taxonomy places the organism in Eukaryota, Metazoa, Mollusca, Bivalvia, Pectinida, Pectinidae.